Molecule: messenger RNA, 2832 nt
Organism: Corylus avellana
Lineage: Eukaryota; Viridiplantae; Streptophyta; Magnoliopsida; Fagales; Betulaceae
Source: RefSeq, a predicted model, not a curated record
AUGGCUGAAUCGUCUAUGGUACAUCCAAGCACACCACCACCACCAAACCCUUUGAUGAAUAAUAUUGAUCAAUCUUUGCCGCAAUCAAACCCACCAUUAAUGGUGGCACCAUCAACGAACCCUGCAGGCUCAGUUCAUCAUCCCACCACGGCUGAACCAACCUAUUACAUACUAACGAACCCACCUAUACCAUUCCCAUACAUUAAUGGCCCCAGCGCCAGCGCCAGCGGCCCCAGCCUCACUUGUGAUCUAACUUUGGCUCAACCGCCCAAUCCACCACCAAACCACGACCCAGCCGACAAUGUGGUUCAACAACAAAUACAGCAACGAAUCUUUAUAAUGGCUGACCAACCACCACCAAUGAACCCCAUGAUUGGAGCGCCGCCGCCGCUGCCGCCAAGGGAGUACUCAAACCACGAUCCACAAGAAACCCAACAAACCCCAUCAAAAUCUCAAACCACAUGUCAAGAUUUGAUUUUCUUUUUGAGGACUAAUGAAGAAAUUGUUCAAGAUGCAUUCGAGUCAUUCGAAAUUGACGAAGAUGUUGUUGAAGUAAAUUCACUAGGAGAUGACUCGGUUUCUAUGGGGAAUAAGAAAAAGGGAAAGAAGCGUAGGAAGACCUCAGAUGUUUGGCAAUAUUAUGACAUCGUUCCUAAUACUGAUCCAAAUGACCCAGAGGUAUGGGCAAAAUGCAAGACGUGUGCUAAUAUGUAUAGGGCUCGAAGUUCAUAUGGAACUGGAAAUUUAAUAAAGCAUAGUAAAACUUGCGGGGGGAGAAGCAGUCGUGAUGUUGGGCAAAUGCUUUUAGCUGGAAAAGCAGGAUCUCUGGGGGUAAGUGACUCUAAAUUUGAUCCUAAAAAAUUUAGAGAAUUGUUGGUUGCGGCGGUUGUUAAGCAUGAUUUGCCAUUUUCUUUUGUUGAAUAUGAUGGUAUAAGAGCAGUACAUCAAUAUUUGCGUCCUGAUGUACCUUUUAUCUCCAGAAAUACUGGUAAAGCUGAUUUGGUUAAAAUGUAUUUGAGGGAGAAACAAAGGGUUAAAUCUAUGUUGAAUGAUUGUCCUGGGAGGAUUUGUUUAACAUCUGAUUUGUGGACGUCUUUGGCAACUAAUGGGUAUAUCUGUCUUACUGCACAUUUUAUUAACAAAGACUGGGUCUUAACCAAGAGGGUGUUAAAUUUUUCAUUUAUGCCCCCACCACACAAUGGUAUCUCUUUGUCUGAUGUUAUAUAUAACUUGCUACAAGAGUGGGGGAUUGAGAACAAGAUUUUCAGUAUAACAUUGGAUAAUGCUUCUUCUAAUGAUAGUUGUGUUGGGUUCUUAAAAGAGAAAUUGAACAUGAAAAAAGCCCUUCCUUGUGAUGGUGAUUUCUUUCAUAUGCGUUGUUGUGCUCACAUUCUGAAUUUGAUAGUGCAAGAUGGAUUGAAAGAGAUCAAUGAUGCUAUCCAAAAGGUUCGAGAUAGUGUCAAGUAUGUUAGGGGAUCACAAGUGCGGAAGCAAAGUUUUCUUCAAGCAGUGAAUCAAAUGUCAUUGGACAGUCAUAAAGGGUUAAAACAAGAUGUGCCAACUAGAUGGAAUUCUACAUAUUUGAUGCUUGAGAGUGCAGUUCACUAUAGGCGUGCUUUUAGUUAUUUGGAGAUGACUGAUAGGAACUAUAAGCAUUGUCCUACUGUAGUUGAGUGGGAAAAGGUUGAUAAUAUCAAAAGCUUCUUAGCUUGCUUUUACCAAGCUACAUGUGCUUUUUCUGGUACUAAGUAUCCCACUGCCAAUUUAUAUUUUCCUGUGAUUGCCAUGAUUUAUGUGAGCUUGAAGGAAGACGUUGUGAGUGAAGAUGAGCAUAAGAGUUUAAUGGCAAUUCAAAUGCUCUCUAAAUUUGAGAAGUAUUGGUUGGACUUCAGUGAAGUGUUGGCUGUUGCAGUUAUCUUAGAUCCUCGUUACAAGCUUCAUCUUGUAAAUUAUUACUAUACGAAGAUCUAUGGAGUUAUGAAUUCUCUACAGUAUGUGAAUGUUAGUAAUAAAGUAAAGAGCCUUUUUAUGGAGUAUAGUGCUUCUUCUAUACCUUCAAGUUCAAGCUCCAUAACUGUUCAACAGCCCCAAGUAACUCGAGCAACACUACCUUGGGAACAGGAAUAUUUGGCAUUUGGUGGAGUUGAUGUUAAUUCACAAAAGAGUCAAUUGGAAAUUUAUUUGGAGGAGCCUAGGUCUGUAGCUGUGAAUGAUUCAUUUGACAUCCUUUCAUUUUGGAAAGGAAAUGAAUUUCGAUAUCCUGAAGUAGCUGCAAUGGCUCGUGAUGUUUUGAGUAUUCCUGUUUCCACGGUUGCUUCAGAAUCCACUUUUAGUAUUGGUGGACGUGUGAUUGAUCAAAAUAGGAGCUCACUCAAGCCUGAUAUUGUUGAAGCAUUAAUUUGCAGUAGAGAUUGGUUGUAUGGAGAACAAGCACAAAUGAAGUUGGAUAGCAUAGAAGAGGAAAUUUUGACAACUGAUGUUAGUUCUUGUGACAUUCCAAAUUCUUCUGGAGCACAAUCUGCUAAUCUUUCUUAAAAUAUUAACCUUAUUUAGUUCAUAUUUUGUAAUGACUCUAAUGAUGAUGGUUCAUAGUCAUUGAAACUUUAUUUAGUUAUUUUGUUUAGAAUCUAAUGAUGAUGAACUAUGUUAACUAUUGUCUAUAUGUAAAGGAACUUGUAAUUUGUAAAAGUUCAGUAGUAUAAUAGUUUGAUGGAACUGUAAUGACUAAUGGGUUUUGUUAGGAUUUCUAGUGGGAGCAGCACUUUUAAUUUUCAUUACUGAUGUUUGUUAAGAAUGCUUAAAGUUCUGAAAUUAUUUGAGUAUUUGUUUGAA